Messenger RNA from Perca flavescens (yellow perch), 4158 nucleotides. RefSeq lists its product as uncharacterized. Bases 1 to 4158 code for a protein of 1385 amino acids. The record is from RefSeq and is a predicted model, not a curated record. The transcript has 11 exons. NCBI's taxonomy places the organism in Eukaryota, Metazoa, Chordata, Actinopteri, Perciformes, Percidae.
AUGGAGCCCAUUUUCAGAUUAAAUGAACCUUUAAUGAAAGAGCUGGCCCUGCGGCCCUCUAAUGAGGCGCUAUACUUCAACCGUGACCGGAAGGAGGCCCCUGCCACUGCCCUGGUCAAGAGCCCAGAUCAGGUGCAGUCUGAGGCGAGAGAUCGGGUGAGAAGGAUGGGAGGUGACCCUGCUGAUCACCGGCAGGUGCUGGCCUUGAGCGAGCUGCAGUUUGGCCAGUACAGGGGACUGACAUUCAGGUGGUUGCUCGGCAAUGAUGUGGGAUACGCCGUGACAAUCAUCGUGUCCCACGAGGGAGAGAGAGAGAAAGGGGGCAUGAGCCUGCAGAGUGCCCUCAUGGUCCACAAGGACGCCCUCGUCUCCUAUGCCAGGCUGUUCCCGUUGAUGGUGGCAGCCAUCGACAGGCGUAGGAUGCUCGAGGGCAGCCCCGAGACCAUGAGGGGCCUGGACGACACGCUGGUGGGGUUUGGUCAUCACCGUGACCUCACCUACAAGGCCCUGUACGAGUCAUCGGACCACCAGCGGUCAUCCUAUGUAAAUUUUGUGAGGAAGGUAAAGGUCAAGUCUGAAGUGUCCAUGUUGGCGGACCUAAAAAAAUAUGUGCUGGCCCGGGAUGCAGAGAAAGCAGCCCUGGUGGGAGCUCGGAAGGCAGCCGAGGCAGCACACCCGCCCCUGGACGCCGGUGAACCAUCAGACGCCGGUGAACCAUCAGACGCUGACCUGCUUGCUGUUGCCAUGGAGGUGGAACCGGGCGGGGAUGCUCCUCCAGCUGCGUCCCCCGUCUCUCUGUCACAGCCACCACAGCGUCCACUUGCCAGAGACACCUCUGGGGAGAGGUCAGCCCCCGGCGCACAGUUCCUCCCACGUGGCUGGAGGCAGACGCUCCCUGAGGAGCAGCACGACUGGGUGGGCCGGGCGCUGUUCAGGAGGGCACCCAGCGGGCAGGGCGGCGUCCUCACCACAGAACUCCGCCUCUGGUGGCAUCCACCAGGCCCCCGGCCCCUCUACACCCAGCGCCCCGCCACAGCCCACCCCUUCUUCCAGCGCCCCUUCUUUCUGUGGGUCCCCUACAGGAUGUGGGCAUACCGCCUCCGCUGCCCCGUCGCCGCCUGUGGGGGCAAGCUUGCGGGCGCUGGCCUCUACAAAACAGUGAGGAGGGUCUUGGACAGGAGCGGCUGGUAUUUCAUGGGCACGGAGUACCUGGAAUGCAGCUCCUGUCACAAGCGGGUGCCAGGCUGGUCGCAGGACAUCUUGGAACAGCUGGAUAUUGCUCAUCGUGAGGAGUUUCCUGCUGUUCUCACGUACAAGCUGUCCUGCGACCGAGCGGUGAUAGGGCUCAUGAAGGAGCGCACUUUGGGCAACAGUGCGUCUCGCCUCCGUGCCUCUCUGGUGGAGCAGCACACCAAAGAGUGGAUGGCGCGGUCGAUGCUCUACCUUUCUGUGCUCCGCAAGCUUCUGGCACCGGGCGCGACGCUGCCGCUGGCGGGGGUGUCGCUUCCACCCAUGCACCCGGUGCCCACUGCGCUCUGGCUCAUAAAUGUCUAUGUGAGGGAAGCCUUGUCGAGGCUGGACGAGACACGAGCCAGAGUGACUUCCAUCUUUGGUGAUCUUUUAAAGAUGGACUCCACCAAGAAGAUCACCAAAAAGCUUGCGGGCGGUGCCGCUGGAACGGCUGCCUGGGUCACCAAUGUCGGCAACGAGUACGGGCAGGUGCUCAUGUCUGUCCUCACCGCAGCAGAGGGGGACGGACUUGUCGACAUGGCAGCCGGACUGAUGAGGCGGUACCGCUUAGCCGGGAAGGCCCCUCCAAAGGUCCUGUACGUGGACCGAGACUGCUGUGUCGCCGCGGGAACGUCUGCAGUCCAUCAGAUGUUCCACGAGUGGCACGAGCUGGUCGUCAGGCUGGACGUGUGGCACCUCAUGCGGCGCUUCGCCAGAGGGGUGACCACCGACAGCCACCAGCUCUACGGCCUCUUCAUGGCGAGGCUUUCCUUCGCCAUGUUCGAGUGGGAUGCCGGAGAUGUGUCCCGCCUGAAAGAGGCCAAGCAGUCAGAGGAGGGGGGGGACGUCCAGGAGGUGAAGCUGUCGGCCAAGGAGCUCGCCCGUCACUGCCGGUGCCGCACCAGGGGGGCAGCGGAGACGGAGCGGCUCCUCCAGGAGGUGCUGGACGCCUUCUGGGACAUGACGGACACCAUGGGCGUCCCCUUGAUUGACCGCGCCCGCAUGGAGGAGAUCUGGAGCACGCAGCGCCGCCACCUCGACUGCAUCCAGGACCCAGAGGGGGUGGAGCUGUACACCCAGACGGGGGAGCUCACCAAGGGCGGAGUGAAGCUUCCCGUCUUCCGGUGCGGACGCGGCUCCACUUCCCUGGAAUCGUUCCACCUGCACCUGUGCCGCUUCAUCCCAGGGCAAUCUGCAAGUGACGUGCACUUCCAGGUGUACCUGCUGGAGGGCCUGGUGCGGUGGAAUGAGAACCGUGGCAGGGCGGCAGUCGAGGGAGGACAGAGGUCGGCGCUGCGUUGCUACAGCGCCCAGCUGCAGCACAGCUUCGACCAGCUGACCCAGGAGCUUCUUGGGCUCACGCUGGUCGACACUUACACCCAGCCCAGGGAGUACACAGGGGAACUCAUCGGGGUGGAGUACCUCUACUCCCAGACCAGCGCUGUGCUGCAGCAGGACCUCGGCGAUCCUGACGCUCCGGGAGGGACUGCUGAGGAGGAGGCGUGGGGGGGAAGUGACGAGGGGUUCGAGGAGGAAGAAGAGGAGGAGGAGGAGCCAGAGGAGAUUCGUCUCCUAGAGCACCACAGCGCUCUCCUCCAGUCCGCAAACCUCGCCCGCCCCCCUGUAUCCCACGCUGAUCUGAUGAAGGUGCAGCAGGCUGAGGAAGAGGAGGAGGAGGACGUUCUCGGGCCAGACGGUCGUGGCGGCUACCAGCACGUCGUGGCCCUGGCCCAGGCCCUUGUCAAACUGCGCCACCGACGUUACGUCACUCCCCGACAAGCCAGAGAGAUCACUGCUCUCUGGCAGAAUAUGUCGGAUUGGGACAAGGUGCCGGUGAAAUUCACCCCCAUGCACAAGGACCGGCUUGACCAGGGCCGGUUCAAGACCUCUCAUCGGCACGCUCACACGCCAGGGGUGGACAGUGUGAAGCGUGCGGUCCUGGGCCAGGGGGCGGGAGCGGCGCGGUCUCCGAGCGUCUCCAGGCUAGUGGAGGCUGUGCUGUUGGACCUCAGCAUCCUCCACUGCAGCGACAGCAGGACGAUCGCUGGGGUCCGUAUUCAUCGCUGGGGUGCCGUCAUGAGGGACUACAACAUCAUAAAAGAAAACGUUUAUAGUUGUGCGGCCCUCAAGACGAGCACCUGCAUCCAGCUGUAUGAAGUCAAUCAGCGGACCCUGACGGCAUGGCACAACAAAAGGAGCAAGAACCAGAUGAGGGACAUCAUCGCUGUAGCGGUCCCAGGCCCCAGCCAGUCUGAGCAGCCAGACCAGCCUCUCCAGCACCGCCUGCCAGCGGACGCCUCUGGUCUGGCUGCCACCAUUAGAGGGCCGCUGGCCCCGGAGCUCUAUGACCUCCUCACAGACAGCUCCCACUCUGCCACUGCCUCCUCCUCCUCCUCCUCCGCUACCCAACAAACCUCCACCAGUGCCAGCGCGGACGCCGGCACAGCCCCAUCCACCAGUGCCAGCGCGGACCCCACCCCUCCACUUCCCACAGCCGCCGCCGCCACCGCCACAGUCUCAAGGACCACCGCCUGGAGGCGCAAGCUCCAGGAAGAAAAGGAACGGCGUGCCCGGGAGCUGGGAGAACACCUCAAACCAGCAAGGAAGGUCUCCCACUUUAACUGCAGGCGCUGUGGCCAACCCAAGACCAGGGAGUUUGGCCACACGCGUUAUAAACAGGAGACCUUCUGCUCCCGGGCUGACGACAAAGGGAGGACUGUGGAGCAGUGGCUGGCAGAGGUGAAGGGGCAGAGAGUUCUUUAUUACAUUUUAAGUGGACUAUCAGCAGCCUCCAGAGCCGGCAGCACAGCCAGUGCCGGGGACCAGAAAGAAGUCCACCAGAAAGAAGUCCACCAGAAAGAAGUCCACCAAAAAGAAGUCCACCAGAAAGAAGCCCACCCGUUGUACCCUUCACAGGAGGAAGAUUAG